This is a messenger RNA of Ascoidea rubescens DSM 1968, 2946 nucleotides long. RefSeq lists its product as uncharacterized. Lineage: Eukaryota; Fungi; Ascomycota; Saccharomycetes; Ascoideales; Ascoideaceae. Bases 1 to 2946 code for a protein of 981 amino acids. The transcript has a single exon. Gene Ontology annotation, molecular function: DNA binding. The record is from RefSeq and is a predicted model, not a curated record.
AUGUACAGACCACAACCAGACAGUGCCAUAUCUGCUGUGAAGAAGGAAAAAGAUGUUUCUCCAAUCACUGUCCCGGGCUCUAGAAAUGCCUCGAAACACCAAAAUAUAAUUGUCUUUGAAACUCAAAUUUUGUCUGAUCAAUACAACAGCGAGGUCUAUAUCUACAACAAACACAUUGAAUCUAAACAAUCAGACGUUUCUCUUAUUCGAAAAAAAGUUGGUUCAUGGAUUAAUGCCUCCUGUUUUGUUAACUUCCUCCCAGAAAAACAGAAACCUGAAUUCAAAAAAGCAUUGUCAAAAUACUUUCCUCUUAAGGCUGAAAAGAAGAGUCCAAAUUCAUUUUUAUCCUUAAAGAAUUCGGUUGUAUUAGCGAAAAAAUAUGAAAUUUAUGAUAAUCUUUCGCAUUUUUUGCUGUUUAAACGUGUUUUUGUAACCUCUUAUUGUGGCACUAAAUGUUUUGAAAUGUUUUUCGAAUCAAUUCGAUUGCUAAGAAAAAUCGUUGAUUCAGGCGAAAAUGAAGAUGAUUGUUGUAUUAUCAAUUUAAAUCAGUUAUGUUAUGUUUUUGAGGCCAAGUAUAAUCAGGGUUAUAGAAAAAUCAGAAGAGAGGUCAUAAGAAAAGCUGAAGCUUCAAAUCAGUUAAAUUAUUGUAAUGAUAAAACUGUUUUAUCUGGUGUAUGGAUAACUUUAAAAAUAGCAAUUGAGUUUGCUACAAAAUUUGAUUUAUUAAAAGACAUUGGUUAUUUAUUAUUACUAGAGGACGAUCCUAAUCAAUCAAAAUCAGUUCCUGUCUCUUAUAGAUUCUAUCAAAAACUCUCUAAAAGUCAUGAUUUUUUUAAAAAUUUUCCAAUUGAGUUUAAAUGCCCAAUAGAACUUUUAUUAAAAGUAAAAGUUCGUUUUAAAUUAACUGCAAGUAUAUCAAAGCCAUCAAGAAAUAUGAUCACUUUAAGAUUCAUUGGAAAAGUCAAAGAUAAUUUAAAAUCAACAAGACAAUUUGUUAUUAAUAGAAGAUAUUCCGAUGGGUUUGUUAAUGGUACAAAAUUUAUACAAUAUAUAGUCUUUGAUUCAAUAAGUAAAUUAAAUAAGAAAACAAGUGAUCCACAAUUACAAGUUGAAAAUAUUUUAUAUUAUCUAGAUUUUUUUAUAACAUUAAAAGAUGUGAAUUAUAUUUUUACCAAUAAAACAAACCAAAAAGAUUUAAAUGGAGCAUGGAUUUCAUCAAAUGAUGCAUUAUUAAUUUUAAAAGAUUUCAAACAAGCAAAUAACAAAUUAAUUGCAUUUUUAACUGAUGAUUUAGAUGGGCUAUUCCCAAAAGUGUUAGAAUCAAAUGAAGAAAAUAAUGAAUCAGAUUUAGAUGAGGAUGUUUUAGAGAUAAUUGAGCAUCCUUCCAAGACUAAUAAAACAAAAAUAGACAUUGAGGCGAUUAUUGAUGAUAUUGAUGUUGAAAGUGAAUUUUCUGAAAGUGAAGAAUCAGGAAAUGAAAGUGAAAGUGAAAAUCAAAGUGAAAGUGAAAAUCAAAGUGAAAGUGAAAGUGAAAGUAAUAAAAAUAGAAAUGAUAAUAAAAACCAUGGUAGUGAUAAUAAUGAUAUUAAUGAUAUUAAUCGUCUAAAUUAUCACUUUGAAGAUUCUAAUUUAAACUUCAAGACUGAAAGUGAAGAGAAAAUAGAGAAAAUAGAAAAACCAAAGAAAGAGAUAGUUAAACCAGCAGCUUUUAUAAAUAAUAAAAGUAAUAAGCGUGGAAUUUCACUUAUAGAAGAAAUUUUAAGAAAUCAAGAAGUUCAAAAAGUGCAAACAUUUCAAGACAAUCAAGAGCUUCUAAGAGGUCAAAAGGAUCAAGAACUUUUAAAAAGCCAAAAAGACCAAGAAGCUCAAGAAGUUCAAGUUCAAGAAACGGAAAAAAUAAUCAAAAAUGAUAAAAUAACACUCUCUCCAUCAAUACUACUUUCUAAGAAUGAAAUAGAGUUAAGGAAAACAAAACAAGUAGAAAUAAAAGAAAAAAAAGUAUCCGAAUUAAAGAAAAAUAUAUCAGAGAAAAUAGAAGAAAUAAGCAGAAUAAAUGAAAAUGAAUUUGGGAUAAAAGUAGACAAAAUAGGGCAAAGAAAAAAAGAACAAAUUACUGGUAUUCAAGAUCAUGGGGCAAGUAGAAAAAAUGGGACUGUUGGAGAGUCAUCAAAGAAUAUUGUUUCUUUUGAAGUAAAAAAAGUAGUCGGGAAGGGCAAAUACGUGGUGAGUAGUGUUGAAAGAGCUCAAAACAACAAAAUCUCUGUGAUGGAAAACGACAAUAGGCAAUCAAAGAAAGUUGUUAUGAAUGUAGAUGAUGCUAAAAGAAAUGAGGUAGAAUGGCGAAAAAAUAAAAAAAAAAAAUUAUUGAAUGAAAAAGAUAAUGGAAAAGGUGUUGCAGUGAAUAAUAAAAUUGAAAAACCAGUAAUCUCAAGAAGCGUUGGGCCUCGAAAAGCUCCAAUUUCAAAUCAGAAAUUGAAUCGUUCACAAUACACCAGAAGAAGCAGUGUUAUUACAAAGCCACCUACUGAACCGAAAGCAUUGAGACAUUUUGUCAAAGGUCCUCGUGAAGAGCACUACUUUAGUUAUUAUGCUCUACCUUAUUACCAAGUCGAUCCGAAUAUAAAUUUAUGUGAUUAUUUUAGUGAAGAUGAGUUUCCAGAGCAGGAAUUUUCCAACAAAGAUUUGUGCAAAAUAAUGAAGUAUAAUCCCAGCGAAAUCAGAAAAUAUAAGCAGCUUGGUAGCUACCCUAAUGACAAUGUAAUUGAUGAGUAUCGAAAAGGCAGGUUUUUCUUCACCAACAUAAACGAUGGGAUCGAUUUGGCCACCAAGCUAUUUGUGGGAAGCAGCUACAACACAGGGGAGCAGCUGGACAGCAAGGACAAUGAGCAUGGCGAUAUUCCUGGUCAGAGCUCUGCAGAUGCUGAUGGAGAGACCAUAAUGCGAUGA